AUGUCAGACUGUGCGCUGGUAACCAGUGUAAGCGAACACGAUGCUAGUAUGGAUGUGGGAAACGACAAAUCCCUCUUCGAGCCGACUAUUGAUAUGAUGGUAAAUGAUUUCGACGACGAGAGAACAUUAGACGAAGAAGAAGCUUUGGCGGCAGGCGAGCAACAAGAUCCGAAAGCGGAACUUAAUAGCUUGCAACGUGAAGGUGAUAUGCCUUUAGAGGAAUUACUUGCAUUGUACGGUUAUAACAGAGGUAUGGAUAAAGCAAGCCCUGAACAACCACCAGAGGUGGUGCCGGAGGAGAAUGAGAAAGCUGAGUCUGCUCUGCAGCAGCUUUACACUGAGACCACGAGUCCUGAAGCCACACGGUGCCUUCGCUCUGGCUCAAGGCCUCCUUCUGAAGAAGAAGAUGAUUACGAUUACAGUCCCGAUGAGGAUGACUGGAAAAAAACUAUCAUGGUUGGUAGUGAUUACCAAGCUGGCAUACCGGAAGGUCUCUGCAGCUACGAUGAUGCUUUGCCUUAUGAGAAUGAAGAUAAACUGUUGUGGAACCCAAGUGUCCUUGACGAAAAGGUGAUAGAAGAUUAUAUGAGAAAAAUAUGUGCUAUGAACUCCGGUACAGGCAUUGAUGCUGUGCCCAGAGGAAAGCAGCUGAGAGAUGACGAAGAGGCAUUGUUCUUACUGCAGCAAUGUGGACAUAAUGUGGAGGAGGCUCUCAGAAGGAGAAGGAUAUCAGCACAAACCCCCGCCCAUGCCAGUGUCUGGUCAGAAGAAGAAUGUAGAAACUUUGAAAACGGCAUCAAAGUUCACGGCAAGGACUUCCACUUAAUACGCCAACAGAAAGUGAGGACGAGAUCUGUUGGGGAGCUAGUACAAUUUUAUUAUAUCUGGAAAAAAACUGAACGACAUGAUAUAUUUGCUAAUAAGACGAGACUAGAAAAGAAAAAGUACACACUACAUCCCGGGCAUACUGAUUAUAUGGACAGAUUUUUGGAGGAACAGGAGGCUACGGGGGCUGCUAAUGUUGUCCGACCUGUCUCACCGUCGCCUAUGAUGGUGUAUGUACCUUCACCGGCCACCCAGCCAGAUCCCUUAGCUUUGGGAGAGAAAGAAGUUUUCUCUCAACUAAAUGCCCAUACCACACCUCCAAGGACCCUCUCAAUCGAGGAUCAAGAACCAGACGUUGUUUCCUAA
This is a messenger RNA of Danaus chrysippus (African queen), 1191 nucleotides long. The record is from the annotation of a GenBank genome assembly. Lineage: Eukaryota; Metazoa; Arthropoda; Insecta; Lepidoptera; Nymphalidae.